GGGAGGACCACCGGGACCAGCGGGACCAGCGGGACUCGGCCCGCCAGUCUGAGCGUUUGCAGGAGCGUGAGUCUGCUUCAGGAAGCUGCAAAGACAGAAAGAAAGAAAGAAAGAAAGAGGAGAGAGAGUGCACACGGGGACGCUCCCAAUAACAAGAAGACAAAUUCUGCACUGCAGUGGAUUUCCUCAGGUGUGUGUGUUAGUGCGAAUAUGUGUGUGUGUGUGAGUGUGUGUGAUCAGGCUCAGUAAAGACUUUUUUUCAGUUUUAACAUAAAAAAAACGACCUGCAGAAGCUUUGGGGCAUCGUCUGGAGGUCGGCCCGUCCUCGGAAAACUGUUUCAGUCUGCAGUUUCAGACCUCCUCCACCUCCUCCUCCACCUCCUCCUCCUCCUCCACCUCCUCCUCACCCCGACAGGAAUAGUUGGUGUGUGUGUGCAGGUGGAGGCCUCAGACUGACGGGCGGAUUCUUACUGUGGAUUUCUAAAGAACUACACGGAUAUUUAACCAAAUCUAGGACCAGCCGACUGUUGAUUCAGCUCCUCUUUGGAUUACCAGGUUGCUCUUCAUGGGCUCGUAGGACUCAAAAAGGUGUCAAAUUCCACCUCAGGGAUCAGAUCUUUAUCUUCCACUGUGUCCUCCGAGUCAGCACGACACAGCAAAUCUCAGGCGCCGUCACCAGUUUCUCCGGUUCCAGUUUUUUCCUCAGGGAUUUCUAACCAGCAGAGUUUCAGUUUGGGAUUAUUUCAGUCUUUUGAACGCAGCAGAUCUCAGGCUUCAUCCCCGUAUAAACUCCGGUUAUGAUGGCGUCCGACAGUUUCCAGUACCGGGCGCUGUUUGAGUACAAGCGGGAGCGCGGGGACGACAUCAGCCUGCAGCCCGGGGACCUGCUCAGCGUCUCCAGGGCCUGGCUGCUGGCGGCGCCGGGCCGGGACCACCAGGACGGGGACGAGCGGAGCCCCAAGGGGUGGCUGCACGGCACCAACGAGAGGACCAAGGACAAGGGGGACUUCCCCGGGACCUUUGUGGAGUACGUCGGGGUGCUGAGGGUCGGCCCUCCUCCAGUGGCCAAGUCCUGGACCAGGCCGGUCCCCCCGACCCCCGGGGGCCUGCAGGGAGACCUGGGAGCUGCUGCUGCUGCUUCAGGUGAGUGAUGCUGAUGAUGAUGAUGAUGAUGGCUGGGUCUUUAUACUGACGGGACUGAGUCUGGUUCAGUCAUGUUGGUGCUGCUGGCUUCAGUCUGUCUGAGGACACGUUGACUGUGGAACAUCAGCUUCAGUUCUGCUGUUGCUAGCUUGUGCUUUGAGUAUCAUGUGCAAAAAAGACAACAUCAAGUGUUCUUUUACUGCCAGAGUUCAUAUAAGAAUGGUUUGCUUUUUGACCCGGUUAUUAUUAUUAUUCCACAUUGCAGUAGAAAGAUGGGUUUAGUUUGUUUUAGGAGUUGGCACCCUUUGUUCUCUACCUCACUUAUGCUUUUAGGUUAUCAGCCUGAAGAAAGUUCUCUUUUUGUUAUUUCUUGUUUCUUAUAUUUUAUUAUUUCUUGGAACAUCAGCUUCAGUUCUGGACUAAAGAUGCAUGUGUGGGUCUGUCAGCUUCAGCUCUGUGUGCAUCAGGGUGGUCCAGCAAAGUGUGAGGCCUGAAGUGGUUGCCUUGGUUGCACUCAUCUUGGUACUUAUUUUAGCAAAAUGAGAUUUCUUUGUUGUUAAUUUCCCCCAAAACUGUUAAAAUCCUCAUUCUUUAGCAUCCCUGCAGCCUGCAGGACUCUCAGGUUCACCUGAAGCUUCUGAGUCAUGUCUGAAAGAGAAGCUGAAACUAUUUGCCACCUGUGAGCUUGCACGUUGGGUUUUUGUAACGUUCU
Molecule: messenger RNA, 1855 nt
Organism: Centropristis striata (black sea bass)
Lineage: Eukaryota; Metazoa; Chordata; Actinopteri; Perciformes; Serranidae
Product: phosphatidylinositol 3-kinase regulatory subunit alpha-like
Exons: 2
Coding region: 798-1151 (117 amino acids)
Molecular function (GO): protein binding
Source: RefSeq, a predicted model, not a curated record